This is a messenger RNA of Lodderomyces orthopsilosis Co 90-125, 753 nucleotides long. Its product is annotated as polynucleotide 3'-phosphatase. Gene Ontology annotation, biological process: DNA repair. Gene Ontology annotation, molecular function: double-stranded DNA binding; ATP-dependent polydeoxyribonucleotide 5'-hydroxyl-kinase activity; polynucleotide 3'-phosphatase activity. Lineage: Eukaryota; Fungi; Ascomycota; Pichiomycetes; Serinales; Debaryomycetaceae. The coding region runs from base 1 to 753 and encodes 250 amino acids. The transcript has a single exon. The record is from RefSeq and is a predicted model, not a curated record.
AUGGUGAAGUAUGAUGUCAUAUCUAUGAUAAGCAAACCUAAAAGGACUCCUGUUGAGUCAGUUGAUAAACUUUCAACCACAAAAGCUUCCUCAAAAGUAAUUGCAGACAGGGUUGAGAUGAGUCUAAAUUCCACAAAGUUUGAACGUGGUUGGGAAACGAUUGGGACACACUUAAUUCGAAAUAUUUCAACACCCCAAGUUCCAGGCAAAAGAGUGAAGGUUGCUGCAUUCGACUUGGAUGGGACAUUGAUCAAUACCAAGUCCGGAGCAAAGUUUUCAAGAGGGCCAACGGAUUGGAAAUGGUGGGGUAAUUCCUCAACAAGAGUUCCCGAAGCCUUGUCAAAACUUUACAGUGACGGAUAUCUCAUUGUUAUCUUUACAAACCAAGGGGCGGUUGUUGUUAACAAGAAUAGCAAGUCGUUUUCUAAUUUGAAAGCAAAAUUGAAUCUCAUAUAUGAAGAAUUAAACAAACAUCAAAUCAAAUCGUUGUACGUCUACGCCUCGCCAAAAAGGCCACUGAAAGAUUCUGUUUCAAGUGAAGAGCAACAUAAGUCGACAAGGAAACCGGCCAUCGGAAUGUGGCAAAAUUUGGAACAGGUCCUAGUCGAGGAAGGGAAGACAAUUGUUUAUGAGGGGAGUUUUUACGUUGGAGAUGCAGCUGGUAGAAACAAAGACUUUCUGGAUAGUGAUUUGAAAUUUGCGGAAAAUGCAAAGAUAAACUUCAAAACUCCGGAGGAAUUUUUUAUAGACUAA